Gongylonema pulchrum is the source of this 615-nucleotide messenger RNA. Lineage: Eukaryota; Metazoa; Nematoda; Chromadorea; Rhabditida; Gongylonematidae. The record is from the annotation of a GenBank genome assembly.
UAUAAUGAGGAUUUGAUGAAUAAAGUGAAAGAGAUGGGCACUGGAAUAUGCGAAGAAGUGUUGAAGCAGAAAAUUACGAAUUUAGAUUUGCAGGAUCGUAAGCGACCUUUUGAUCAUGAACCGUCCACCUCCAAGAAGCCAAAAUUGGAGAAGAAUAGUUUUGAUGAUAUUGCUGAAAAUUCGCCAUGUGCAGCGAAGAGAAAGGGUGUUUCAAUGUUGAAAGCGCAGCUAAGCAUUCUUGAGAAAGGCGCUGAUCCGCUGAAGCAGCUCAAUCAGCUGACAUCACGUCUGAAAUACAAGUGGGAAGUGAAGAGCGCCGAAGAUGGCAAAUCAGCACUUCUUGUCAAUGACGUUAUUGUUUUGGAAGGAAUUUUUCCAUCCUGGGAUGACGCUGAAGCGAAGAAUUUCGUUGCGGCCGCCACUUUAGCUGCAUUUUCAAAAAUGUGGCAAGGCACUGAUUCGCCUGGCGAAUGUUAUUUGUCUUAUUUUAUAAACUGCUUAAAAACAGCCGUUAAAGCAAUGCCUAGCAGUGGAACAUCGUUUAGCAAACUUGAGGGCGCACUUGCUUCUGUUCGAAUUCCCUUACGAUAUGUUGCCGAACAUGGAACUGGGUAA